AUGGCCCAGCCAAGGCUGACGGUCCGCGACUAUCAUGUUGGCUGGAUUCGUGCCAUUGCCGUCGAGUGUGCCGUGGUGAGUUCCCAAGAACGUCGCUCUGGAGGGGUUCUGCAAUAUGACUAUGGGAAAACAAUCCAAAAUCGACAGUUUGAAGUAACAGGGUCCCUUGACAAAUCAUCUCGCCUCAUGCUACAGGCAUUGCAGAAGCUCAGUGUCCAACAUGAACGCAGGGGCCAUGCAAUCGCUCAGACCAUUGAGUUGAUGACGAACAAGAGUGCUCGACUUCGGACGAGAUAUUGA
This is a messenger RNA of Cladophialophora psammophila CBS 110553, 300 nucleotides long. RefSeq lists its product as uncharacterized. The record is from RefSeq and is a predicted model, not a curated record. Bases 1 to 300 code for a protein of 99 amino acids. Lineage: Eukaryota; Fungi; Ascomycota; Eurotiomycetes; Chaetothyriales; Herpotrichiellaceae. The transcript has a single exon.